CCCCGCCCCGGCCCUGGGAUCCAGACCCAGCGGCCCCCUCCCGUCGCCCGCGCAGUCUUGACAAGCUCCGUCAUCAGGGGUAAACUGAGGCCCCGCCAUGUGCGGCAUCUGGGCGCUGUUUGGCAGCGACGAGAGCCUGCCGGCGCAAUGCCUGAGCGCCAUGAGGAUCGCCCACCGGGGCCCCGACGCCUUCCGCUUCGAAAAUGUGCGCGGCUUCACCAACUGCUGCUUCGGCUUUCACCGGCUGGCCGUGGUGGACCCCGUGUCCGGCAUGCAGCCCCUCCGUCUGCAGAAGUUCCCCUCCCUGUGGCUGUGCUACAACGGCGAGAUCUACAACCACCGGCAGCUACAGAAGCACUUUGGGUUUGAGUACCAGACGCAGGUCGAUGGGGAGAUCCUCCUCCAUCUUUACAACAGAGGUGGCAUCGAGCAGACGGCCCCCAUGCUGGACGGUGUGUUCGCCUUCAUCCUGCUGGACACUGCCAACCGCAAGGUGUUCCUGGGCAGGGACACGUUCGGCGUCCGACCGCUGUUUAAAGUGCUGACGGAUGAAGGAUUUCUGGCCGUGUGCUCAGAAGCCAAAGGCCUGGUCGACCUGAAGCACCCCACGGCUCCCCACCUUCAGAUCGACCCCUUCCCUCCCGGCCAUUAUGAAGUCCUGGACCUGAAGACCAGUGGGAAGGUGGCAUCUGUGGAGAUGGUGAAGUUUCACAGCUGCAAGGACCUGCCCCUCCACACCCUCUAUGACCCGCUGGAGAAGCUGUCCUCAGGCUUUGAUCUCCAAGUGGUGAAGGGUAACAUCAGACUGCUCUUUGACCACGCCGUGCGGAAGCGCUUGAUGACUGACCGCAGGAUCGGCUGCCUCCUGUCAGGUGGUCUGGAUUCUAGCUUGGUGGCCGCCACGCUCCUGAAGCAGCUGAAGGAAGCAGGAGUCUCCUACCCACUCCAGACAUUCGCCAUCGGCAUGGAAGACAGCCCAGAUCUGUUGGCUGCUCGGAAGGUGGCGGCUCAUAUUGGGAGCGAGCACCAUGAGGUCCUCUUCAGUUCGGAGGAGGGCAUCCAGGCCCUGGACGAAGUCAUCUUCAGCCUGGAGACGUAUGACAUCACAACUGUCCGAGCGUCCGUUGGCAUGUAUCUGGUUUCUAAGUACAUCCGGAAGAACACGGACAGCGUGGUUGUCUUCUCCGGAGAAGGUUCUGAUGAGCUCACUCAGGGUUAUAUUUAUUUUCACCAGGCGCCGUCCGCCGAGGACGCCCAGGAGGAGAGCGAGAGGCUUCUGAAGGAGCUCUAUCUCUUUGACGUCCUGCGUGCCGACCGCACCACAGCCGCGCACGGCCUAGAGCUGCGGGUCCCAUUUCUGGAUCACAGAUUUACCUCCUAUUACCUGUCCCUGCCCCCGGAGCUCCGGAUCCCAAAGAACGGGGUUGAGAAACAUCUUCUGAGAGAGGCGUUUCAGGACUCCAACCUGUUGCCCAAAGACAUUCUCUGGCGGCCGAAGGAAGCCUUCAGUGAUGGAAUCACUUCUGUCAAGAAGUCCUGGUUCACCAUCCUCCAGGAGCACAUCGAGCAUCAGGUCUCCAACUCCUUGCUGGAAAAUGCUGCCAAAAGGUUCCCACUGAACACUCCCAAGACAAAGGAAGGCUACUACUACCGGCAGAUAUUUGAGAGGCACUACCCUGGCCGCGCAGACUGGCUGACGCACUACUGGAUGCCCAAGUGGAUCGAGGCUGCUGACCCGUCUGCCCGCACGCUGGCUCACUACAAGUCAGCCGCCAAGGAAUAGCCCUUGUGCGUGCAAACGAUCUGACGCUUUCUUCUUGGAGGCGGGUGGGGGCCAACACUCCAUGGGUCUGUACAAAUCCAGCCCAAUAAAGUUUUCCGCCAGAUGCCAAGCA
Vombatus ursinus (common wombat) is the source of this 1895-nucleotide messenger RNA. It is a transcript of the gene ASNS, whose product is annotated as asparagine synthetase (glutamine-hydrolyzing). The record is from RefSeq and is a predicted model, not a curated record. The coding region runs from base 98 to 1783 and encodes 561 amino acids. Gene Ontology annotation, molecular function: asparagine synthase (glutamine-hydrolyzing) activity. The transcript is spliced from 11 exons. Gene Ontology annotation, cellular component: cytosol. Lineage: Eukaryota; Metazoa; Chordata; Mammalia; Diprotodontia; Vombatidae.